CCUGAAGGUUUGUCCCUGCAGGUGGUGAAGGUCAGGCCCAACGACAAGGACGCCAAGCUCAAGUACCAGGAGUGUCAUCGCAUUGUCAAGCAAAAGGCCUUCGAGAGAGCCAUCGCCAGCGACGAGCACAAACGCUCCGUGGUCGACUCCCUCGACAUCGAGAGCAUGA
Molecule: messenger RNA, 169 nt
Organism: Acanthisitta chloris (rifleman)
Lineage: Eukaryota; Metazoa; Chordata; Aves; Passeriformes; Acanthisittidae
Gene: PPP5D1
Product: PPP5 tetratricopeptide repeat domain containing 1
Exons: 1
Molecular function (GO): protein binding
Source: RefSeq, a predicted model, not a curated record